UAAAGGAAAAAUAAUACAUCGUUUUCCUGAUGCAUCGCCCUGUCAAGCUGUUUCUACACUCAACAGCACCAUGAUUAUAAGCUUGUUGUUCAUAACUCUAGAUCUUAUCUUCAUUUGGAAGAAACCGAUCGAAGGAUAUAUAUAAUAUGGGUAGCAUUACAGAAGAACAACUGAUUCAGAAGGUCAUAGAUUACGUUGAAUUAAGGCCAGCGUCUCCAAAAGGACCAAAACCUGUGUCUCCCAAUGAUCAUCCCCCAUGUCUGAUCACCUUGCUGCAGGAGAUACUUGGAACGGCUACAAAGUCUGAGGUUGAUGUCCGUGAGAAAAUAUUGAUGUAUGUGAGGGAUGAGGAACCCACUAAUCUGAAGAAAUGGUUAGUGAUGACACUGAAAAUGGAUGGUUAUGAAGCUUCUCUCUGCAAAACAUCAUGGGUUUCUAAUUUUGGUCGCUCCAAAUGUUGCUCCAAAGUUAUGGAAUUCACAGGUCAUUAUGAAUAUGUUGAAGUGAUGGUGAGAGAUAUUGAAAAUGGUGAGAAAGCAACAAGGCUGAUUGUAGAUAUGGACUUCAGGUCCCAGUUUGAAGUGGCAAGGGCUUCAGCAACCUUCAAGGAGCUCACCAACGCCCUUCCCUCGGUCUUUGUUGGGACUGAAGAAAGGCUGAAGGAGAUUAUCUCUCUGCUUUGCCCGGCAGCAAAACGAUCGCUGAGAGAGAGCCGCCUUCACGUUCCUCCCUGGAGAAAAGCCACCUACAUGAAGGCCAAGUGGCUUUCCAAAGACUGCAACAAAGUCUCACCCUCAAUCCUCCAAGAUUAGUGGAGCUUUUUCUUUUUUUUACCCUUCUAUAUAUGUGAAUUAAUUUUGAGUUUGUUUUGUUGGGGAAGACCUCGAUCAGUUUUUACUUUUAGGUCUUUUUCUCUUUGAGUUUGUAUGGUUUUUGACGACCAUAAUCUACAAGUCUUGAUGCUCAAGGCUUCUCUUUUCAA
Corylus avellana is the source of this 982-nucleotide messenger RNA. RefSeq lists its product as uncharacterized. NCBI's taxonomy places the organism in Eukaryota, Viridiplantae, Streptophyta, Magnoliopsida, Fagales, Betulaceae. The record is from RefSeq and is a predicted model, not a curated record.